Drosophila sulfurigaster albostrigata is the source of this 848-nucleotide messenger RNA. RefSeq names its product non-structural maintenance of chromosomes element 1 homolog (gene Nse1). Gene Ontology annotation, cellular component: Smc5-Smc6 complex; nucleus. Gene Ontology annotation, molecular function: ubiquitin-protein transferase activity. Lineage: Eukaryota; Metazoa; Arthropoda; Insecta; Diptera; Drosophilidae. The record is from RefSeq and is a predicted model, not a curated record. The coding region runs from base 106 to 801 and encodes 231 amino acids. The transcript has a single exon. Gene Ontology annotation, biological process: DNA damage tolerance; double-strand break repair via homologous recombination.
CAAAUUGCAGACCUACCAGUGAACGCUGUCGCCCGGGUUUUUCCGUAAUUUUUCCUUUUUGUAAUUGUAUGAUUAAUUCAAAUUAUAUCUUAAUUUCAAAUUAUCAUGGACAUGGUCAAGCGCGGUUUCCUGCGCGCCUGCAUCAACCGUAGCAGCCUCGAUCAUGACUUAAUUGACAACAUACUGUCACCGCUUUGUGCGCAUCACGAAGUCACAAAGCCGGUCAACGACGAGCUUAAACAAUUUGUAGCUGAAAUAAAUGACAGCAUAACAAAGUUGAACCAGUCGCUAACAUUUGUGAAGCAUCCGAUAAGUGGCAAGGAGUAUCUGGUGUUUGCCAUUACCGAUGCCACACCAGAUACGCACAAUUAUCCUGGAAUGACAGCCGCCGAAUGUCAAUACUUUGCAAUGAUAUUGGACAAAUUGGGCAACCAGGAGGAUGGCCACAUCGCCUGGAAUGAGGCAUAUUCUGAACUGAAUUUCAAAGCUGCAGCUCGUCCACCAUCCAAGUUGCGCAUGCAGGAACUUAUUCAGCAAUGGACCGAGAUGGGCUAUCUACUGGAGGCCAAUGAUAGACUCUACUUUGGUCCGCGAAGCGUCGUUGAGUUUGAGUUCUAUUUGCGCUUUAAUUUCCCGGAAACAAUAAAGCCGUGCCAUCUCUGCAAGCAGCUGGUGCUGUGGGACAUCAAAUGCUCGGAUUGCGGCCGCAAAAUACAUCGAGAGUGCAUCAGGAAAUAUCUGCGCACGCGUUCCAAUUGUCCAACCUGCGGCAAGAAGUGGACCACACGGCUCAGUCAAUAAAUUGAGCAAAAUAAUACAUAAAAAAGUUAUAUUAAUAUAAGAAAAAU